Molecule: messenger RNA, 2327 nt
Organism: Mixia osmundae IAM 14324
Lineage: Eukaryota; Fungi; Basidiomycota; Mixiomycetes; Mixiales; Mixiaceae
Exons: 12
Coding region: 43-2094 (683 amino acids)
Biological process (GO): anaphase-promoting complex-dependent catabolic process; protein K11-linked ubiquitination; positive regulation of mitotic metaphase/anaphase transition
Cellular component (GO): anaphase-promoting complex
Molecular function (GO): protein binding
Source: RefSeq, a predicted model, not a curated record
CGCGCCCAACGAAUCAUCGAGCCCGGAGUGCGUCAGACAUCCAUGCAGCUAUGCCCUCAUCACCUGGCUGUGCUUGCGCUUGUGCCGGCGGGCUGUCCUGGACCAGCAUGCGCUCCGCCGAGUAGGCUGGCUCAGGUUCUCGAUGUCUUGUUCGACUGGAUCUACGAGAUCGUGCCAGAAAGCGCUAGUCUGGCCGACUGCAUACAACGAAUGCCCUGUGGUCUCGAAAUGCAGAUCAAGACCGUGCAUGGUGUCUUUGAAGCACUGCAAACGCAGGGAGCAGACGCGCUCGCUCGCUACUUCGAGGAGCUCACUGCACUACUAGAUUCGCCCGACGAGCCUGCGAAUGAGCAUCUUCCUCUCAGACGACGAUCGCCCUUGGCAUUCUUUGUUCGACGAUGCCUCUUGACAUAUGAGAGCCUCGACAUCUCAGAGGUCGAGGACUUACUGGCCAGCGUAGCGGCAUACGUAGCCGGACUACCCAAUUUGCGCGUGGCGCAUACAAUUUGCGACGAGAAGCAAGACACCCUCCACCAGAUCCUCAGAGAUAUCUGCUCUGGAUGUUCUCAGAGAGCUCUCGAAGGUGUCAGACGUUAUGCUGAGCGACUUCCCUCAUCAGAUGCCAAACAGACCGAAUUAGAAGAGGCAGAUAGCUACCUCUAUCUUGCACAGAUCUACCUAGACGACGGGAUGUACGAGUCGGCUCACUAUUGCCUGCAAGAGGCGCAGCAAACAGCUCGAUCGAACAAGGAUGCACUCCAGCUCGACGCCUGCGCCAAAACUCGAUACAACAUGGAUCGGCUCACGAGGCGCUUCUCAGUCGCUGUGCCCUCGUUCGUCAGUUCUAAAGAAGACGACAAUCUUGAUGUCUCCGGUCUGAGCCCGACGCAGCCACAGAAAGCUCCGCAUAACAAUCCGAUACCACGCGGCCAGCGGGUGUGGGAGGCUUUCCUUGGCGGCAAGCCUAUCGGCGCGCUGUUGGUCGACCUUGCAUCAUCUUCGGCACCCACGGCCGACGAUAGCAGCCGCACGUGCACCAAGCUGGCCAAAGACGAGGUCGAAGAGCACGCUGUUGCCGCAUUUUUGCAUACCUCACUCGGCGCGUCUAGCGUGGCAGCCGCCCAUGAAGAGAUCGUCAUAGCUGAUGGCGGGAACUCUGGCGAGACUCUCUCGCUGCUUAUCAACCGGGCCAUGCGUGUCGCGCGCAGGGGCGACUAUGAAGCAGCACUGGGCAUGCUCUGGUCACAGCAGCCGCGACUGUCUUUGAGAGCAUGCUCAGAGUUGCAGCGUGCCAGCUACGCGAUUCUGCGCCUGAGAGCCGACCGCGCAUACAUGCCCACUAUCGUGCAGCUGAUCGAUUGUCUUUUGCCGGUCGCAUCGUCGUCGAGCUUGGCUGGCGAGGCUAUCGUCCUGAAGCAGCACAUCACAAGUCGCGACGCCAUUGAGGUCGGCGAGACGGCUGCACCGGACAGUAUCGAGAGAGUCGAAGGUCUUUUGCGCCGGGCACGUAAAUAUAUGAUCGCUGAACGCCCUUCGCAAGCUCUCGCGCGCGUGUUGGAAGCCUUGACGCUUUCGUCACCUGUCGACGGGCAAGGCCUUUCGCGGCUCUAUCACCUCGCACGAGUUAUGCUCGCCGACAUCUUGCUCGCUCACGGUCCGGACGGGACAACGAAGGCUUCCGAAGCGCUCGAUGUUUGCUUUGCAGGAGUCGUCGCGCAAGGAGAUGCCGAAAUCUCAGCGUAUGCGCAUUUGACGCGAGCUCGGGUGCUCAUGGCAGCAAUGGCCACGGAAAAGAACGAAGCUGCAUUGCGGGUAGCGCUCGACAGCCUACACGAAGCGCGAAAAGGCUACCAUGCGACAGGGUGUCUCGCCGAUGGACUGCGCUGUCUGAAGUACAUUGCGCAGAUUCAGCACGAGCUCGGCGAUCUGGCAGGUCGUGAUGCAACGGCGCGACUCUGGCAAUCGGAGCAAGCGAGCAUGACGGGGUCUGCUGGGGACGCGGCGCUGACGAGGGCAGCGAGAGAGCUGAACAGACUUGCUGACAUCAUGUUGGCAAUGUCUGACGGCAUCGCUCAUCAUGCUCGGGCUGUAUAGACUCACACGAGAUUUUUGCCAAGUCUGGCGAGAUGAUAAUUGAUGGUCGGCUUGUUGAGCUUCUGAUACUUGCCGGCCUUGGCCAUGCACCUCUGGAAACUCCGCACAGAAUCCUGGCAGCGGGUGCUCUGGCUCUUCGCUUCCAGAGCAGCCUCGGUGCUCGUCAGUGAGGCGAAACAUGCAAGCAGAGCUGCCAUCUCGGGUCCACAGGCUGCCUCUGCUGUCAGCUUGCC